AAUAAGAAACUGAAAGGUAAAAUGAAUCAUUCCAUUUUUUUUUUUCUCAGGGCGGAUUUUGGACUUGAAAACCGGUACGGUGAAGAAAGAAGGGCAACAAUCCUCAAUGCGAAUGUGUAUGGGAUCCCGUCGUUCAUUUAUUUGCCGACUGAGAUGUGGUAACGCUCCUCUGGAUCAUCUACCACUCAGCAGAAUCACCACAAUGAGGAAGAGGUACAGGAAUGGCCUGGGACCAGUGAAAGAAGGUGAAGCGCAGUAUUCUGUUGUCCACUGUACCGGAUAUAUUAAGGCUUGGCCCCCAGCAGGAAUGACAAUACCUGAAGAGGAUGCUGAAGUGGGCCAGGGGAGUAAAUACUGCCUGGUUGCAAUUGGCAGGCUACAGGUCACCAGUUCCCCAGGGAGCCUAGAUAUGAAUGGAAUGUCUCUUCCUACCGAGUUCUUAUCACGACACAGUACAGAGGGGAUCAUCACAUUUGUGGACCCUCGCUGCAUCAGUGUGAUUGGGUAUCAGCCACAGGAUCUCCUGGGAAAGGACAUAAUUGAAUUCUGCCACCCUGAAGACCAGAGUCAUCUUCGAGAGAGCUUUCAGCAGGUAGUAAAGCUGAAAGGACAAGUACUGUCGGUGAUGUAUCGCUUCCACACAAAGACCCGAGACUGGCUGUUACUUCGCACCAGCAGCUUCACUUUCCAGAACCCAUAUUCUGAUGAAAUUGAAUACAUUAUCUGUACAAAUACCAAUGUGAAGCAGGUCCAGCAGCAGCAGGCAGAGCUGGAGGUUCAUCCAAGGGACAGCUUGUCCUCCUAUGACCUGUCACAGGUGCCUGUACCAAACCUUGCAGGGAAUGUUCAUGAAGGAGGCAAGUCUGUGGUUGAAAAGAACGAUCCUCUCUUUUCUCAGGACCGAGACCCAAGGUUUGCUGAGAUGUUUGCUGGAAUCACAGCCUCGGAGAAGAAAAUGUUGUCAGCAUCGGGCAGCGGCACGCAGCAGUUGUAUUCAACAGGCAGUCCUUUCCAGCCUGGGCACUCUGGCAAGUCUUUUAGCUCUUCAGUGGUUCAUGUGACAGGCGUUAAUGAGAUCCAAUCUCCAACUGGCACAAGCCAAAACCUUACCCAGAUAUCCCGUCAGCUUAACGCUGGACAGGUCUGGACAGGAAGCCGCCCCCCUUUUCAAGGACAGCAAAUCACCUCCCAGUCUGGCAAAGCUCAAUCUUCUCCAUUUGGCAUUGGAACAAGCCACACAUACACAUCUGACCCAGCGACAUAUAGCCCAUUAUCCAGUCCAGCCACAUCAUCUCCCAGUGGAAAUGCUUACUCCAGCCUUGGGGGAAGAAAUGCAGCAUUCAGUAAGUUCUCUGAAACAGGCCAGAGCAGCAGCCAGUUCCAAGGACGUGCAUCAGAAGUGUGGUCUCAGUGGCAGAGCCAGCAUCACAAUCAGCAGAGCAAUGAUCAACAUUCCCAUCAACAACCAGGCCAAGCUGAGGUGUUCCAGGACAUGCUUCCUAUGUCUGGAGACCCCACACAAGGAACUGGUAAUUAUAACAUUGAGGACUUUGCAGACCUUGGGAUGUUUCCUCCUUUUUCUGAGUAA
Molecule: messenger RNA, 1588 nt
Organism: Staurois parvus
Lineage: Eukaryota; Metazoa; Chordata; Amphibia; Anura; Ranidae
Source: the annotation of a GenBank genome assembly